Molecule: messenger RNA, 772 nt
Organism: Choloepus didactylus (southern two-toed sloth)
Lineage: Eukaryota; Metazoa; Chordata; Mammalia; Pilosa; Megalonychidae
Gene: PLA2G2D
Product: phospholipase A2 group IID
Exons: 4
Coding region: 48-533 (161 amino acids)
Biological process (GO): lipid catabolic process; phospholipid metabolic process; negative regulation of T cell proliferation
Molecular function (GO): calcium ion binding; phospholipid binding
Source: RefSeq, a predicted model, not a curated record
GGCUGGGGUAGCCUGGGUGGGGGCAUCUGAUAUAAGAGGUGGCCUGGAUGGAAGGGGGCUCCCGGCAGCUGCUCCCGCUGGUCUCCACGAGGGUCAUGGAACGUCCCCUGCUGUGUGUGCUGGUGGUGAUGGCUGGUGUGAUUCUAACCCAGGGCGGGAUCCUGAACCUGAACAAGAUGGUCCAAAAAGUGACCGGGAAGGUGGCCGUCUUCUCCUACUGGCCCUACGGCUGUCACUGCGGAUGGGGCGGCAGAGGCCAACCCAAGAAUGCCACGGACUGGUGCUGCAGAACCCAUGACUGCUGUUACUCCCACCUGAAGAAGGAGAGAUGCCGCAUCCACACGGACCACUACAAGUUCACCUAUUCCCAGGGGGACGUCCAGUGCCCUGCCAGGGGGAGCUGGUGUGAGCAGCAGCUGUGUGCCUGUGACAAGGAGGUGGCCUUCUGCCUGCGGCGCAACCUGGACACCUACCAGAAGCACCUGCGUUACUACUGGCGGCCCCACUGCAGGGACCAGACCCCCGAGUGCUAGGAGGUGGCCCGCCCCCAUCUGUCCCCAUGUGCCACACCCUGUUCCCCAGCCGUCUUGAGCCCUGCAAGCUGGCAGGAUUGCUGACGCCCCCACGGCGGUACUGAACCAGCUGGGCUCCUUUAAGAUGGUCCCUGGGGUAGCAGGUUCACAGGGGCACCCCCAGCUCCCUCCAACUGCCACCCAGCUACCUCCUGACCCAGGCUUAUCCCCAUCAAUACACUCAGCAUGCUGCAGCCUGA